AUGUCCGCGCUCGCCGCCGGCGCCGACAUCAAGAGGGCUCCGGAGAGCAGCCCCGAGACCAACAUCGAGGAUGAGCUGCCCGACGGGCCGCCGCCCCCGCGCCCCAAGAACUACCUGCUCCUCAGCAUCCUCGCCUGCUUCUGCCCCGCCCAUCCCAUCAACAUCGUCUCCUUCGUCUUCGCCCUCAUGGCUUUAAACAGUUACAAUCGAGGAGAUAUAGAAGGGUCAAAAAGACUGGGUCGCAAUGCGCUCUGGGUUGCUGUCGCAUCAAUUUUCAUUGGCCUUGUCGUCAUCGGAAUCUAUUGCGUAGUUCAUUUCACAACGUAUGCUAUCUGAAGACCAGGACUGCACUUGAAGGAUAUCGUCAUGUAAAUCUCAGGAGGAGAAAAGUAAGAAGAAAAGGAAGUUCUUCAUUCCAGACUCUUAGAUUUGACCCUGCAAGUCUCUCUGCAGAGGCAUGUUGCUGGUGGAUCAACUGAUAAUUCAGUUAGUUAAUCAGUGUGGUGUGACCAGGUAUUCAAAAUGAUUUAUUUAUAAGGAAUCUCAGUAUAAAGCAGAAUUUUCUCUUUUACUCUAAUGUACAAUGAGAUCUUGCCCUAAUGACUCCCUUUUCUUUCUAAUUUAUGUGGAAUGUAUGCUGGAUCCAUGGUGUUCCCUGGCUGAGCCUAGUCAGUCAAAGCCAACUUACCUAGACUGUUUAUAGUGCAUAGUGUAGGAUCUGAUGCACAACCUGCUAGUAGAACCUAGUAGGAGAACUCCUGCUGCCUCCAGUGGACUUUGGGUCAGGCCAUUAAGGAUUCUUAUAUUCCUUUAAAAUAGCCUCAACAUAAACUAGUCAUAACCACAAGUUUGUGAUUUUAUCUUGCUAUGUGCUUUUAUAAUGCCGUGGGUGUACUCUGACUCAGCGGCUGCUUUCUUUGUCACCUUCAGCUUUUCAGUCUUUCACAUUGUUUUUUUCACCACGCAGUGACUGAUUUCAAUAAUUUGAUUAUUAAGAGACACUCUUGUUCCAUAGCAUUCAUAUUUUUCUUAAUGAUUUCUUUUUGUUUUGUUGUCUUUCAUUGUUGAACUCCCUUGACUUAGCUUCAGCCCUGCAUUAAAAUUGUACUGAGCAUAUUUUUCUCUUUAAACUUCUCUGAUCCAUGUACGUAAGAAGUUUCUCUAUUUUUUCAUUUGACAAAGGAUCUUCUUUUUAAAUAGAUAUGUUUCUUCCUCCCUUUGUUAUUGCUCCUCUAGCAAGUCACAUAGUUUCAUUAUAUUCUGCUUUGUCAGUGUCUUUUUGUUUGAUUUACCCUCUCAUCUUGCUGUGAAUAGUCUGUACAUCAAUGCAGUUAGACAUGGACAGAUUCUUCUACCCUUACUGGUGUUACAUAGACUCUUGCUGAUCUUGAGUUACUACUCAGUGAACAGCCUUAAAUUACAGAAUUGAUGGUCUCUAAAUUAAUGCAAUUUCUUGAUACCUUAUGAAAAUAUAGCAUGGGACAGUUGUUUUUUAUUAGCUGAAAACUUUUUGAGAUAACAUAUUUGUUCCAUCACCCAAAUAUUCCAUGUUCAAAGGAGUAAACUCUAGUGAUGAUUAACACAGAUGGCUACAUCUUCAAUGGUUGUUGCUCCAUUUGCUUUAAUUGUUACUACAUCUUCAAGAAAGCUAUGUCAGUUUACACUUACUCUCCUUGCACUGACUCUCCAGAAAUUCAUGGAGAAUUGCAGGUGCAAGUGAAAAAAGAAUCAAGCCUGGCAGGAGUACAACUAUGUAUUAUCAAAGUAAAAAAUCAAAAAGAAAAAUCUCCCAGGAACCUGUAUUUGUCAAAUCAUAUGUCUGGAAGCAGCAUGUAUUUUCCGUGCCUUGAGAUUACACGUCUAAUGUGCUUUUUCAUUUUUCUUUCUGCCAAAUUCUUUUUUUCACUGAAGUCAGUGAUGCAUAGUCUAUCCUUAAUUACCGUGGUAUAAAUCUUCGCUUAUACCACUGAAAUCAGUUGAUUUCUUCAGCAUUUACAGUGCUAGAAUUUGUCCACAUGGGAAUCUUGCCACUGAUUUUGAUGAUCCCAGGAACUGGCUGUUCUGUGAACUCUUCUUUGGUUUUCGAAUACAAUUUCAAUGGUUAAUAUGUCUUGUGGGACUUUUAGUAGCUUGCUGUAUUGUCAGAUAUAAUAGAACUGUCAUUGAGAAGUGGAAUAAAAUUACUUUUAAUUCA
Molecule: messenger RNA, 2194 nt
Organism: Dromaius novaehollandiae (emu)
Lineage: Eukaryota; Metazoa; Chordata; Aves; Casuariiformes; Dromaiidae
Gene: TMEM233
Product: transmembrane protein 233
Exons: 3
Coding region: 1-336 (111 amino acids)
Cellular component (GO): membrane
Source: RefSeq, a predicted model, not a curated record